Messenger RNA from Cutaneotrichosporon oleaginosum, 1569 nucleotides. RefSeq lists its product as uncharacterized. The record is from RefSeq and is a predicted model, not a curated record. NCBI's taxonomy places the organism in Eukaryota, Fungi, Basidiomycota, Tremellomycetes, Trichosporonales, Trichosporonaceae.
AUGCCUGACGGUGUAGUCUGGGACGCCCGCGUAGAGGCCUUCAUCCAGGCGCCUGUAGACGCAACCUCGGCCGCUCUCGUCAACCCUACUAGGGGUGCCACAUCGGAGGCAGCCGGCGCCGCUGCCGGCUACGACUUUGGCAAUCGGGACUCCCAGUUCCACCGCAGCGGUACCGAGAUGCCGGCCCGCUCCAGCGACACAACCCAAGGUGCCACUUACAUUCGUCGCAGCCUUCCCACCGGGCCUCGCCCCCUACCCUUCCCACCUCGCUCCCUGCCCUUCCCACCUCGUCGCCCACCCACUCAGCAACGCUACUCUGCUGGUGUGCCUCCAGGCUCGAACGCCGCUCAAGACGCUCCCCCGCCCUUUAGCGCUCAGCCUCAUUCUUUCGGCCCGACGACCCCGCCUCGCCGCCCUGCUGGCGUAACGUCAAGCCCGACCGCGGUUCAGGUCCCUCUCUCAAUGAGGCAGCCUCAGCCCCAGUCUUCUUUCGCGUGGCGCGUGCCGGAAGCCCCUGUCGCCGCCUCUGCAUGGCAGUCGUCGCGCUCAGUCUGGUAUGAGGCGCCGCCACCCCCGAGCGCCAACCACCUCCCGCCGCCGGCGCCCGCGGUGCCGGCAGUCCAGCAGGACCCGACUCCCAUUUCGCAUGGCGAACUCCUCGCCCUGCUGCACGAGCAGCGGCAGCAACUAGCUGAGGUCCAUGCCCGGAACGAGGCGACCACCAUGGCCCUUGCGAUGGCGCAGAAGGAGCUGGAGUACACGAAGGACUGGAACGAGUGGCUGAAGACCACGAACGGCAGCCUCCAAGCUCAACUCCACGCCGCGCAAGUCGACAGUGCCAAGCACUUCAACGCGGCCGAGGCGCUGACCGUCACGCUCCAAAACACCAAAGCUGAGCUCCAAGAAAUGCACUACAAGUUUGCUGGCACCCUGCAAGCGCGUGCCAGAUGUUCAAGCCUCUGCCGCCAGCGCGGAUACCCGCCAUGCUCGCACCCCCGUGGACCCCCUCACUCGCAUACCGAAGACGCAAACAACACCACGACGCAGGGGGAGGACGGGCAGCAACCUAACCCGCCCGGCAUUUCGCCCCUCACCCGCAAGCAGUGGAAGGCGCUGUACAAAGUGGACGUGUUGGCGCUUCGCGCCCAGCUCGCCGCCAAGGAGGCCAAAGUGCAGACGCUCGCCACCGCGCUGAAGUACGCCAACGACGCGGGAACGACUUUCGCCACCGAGCUCGCCACGCUCGGCGCGCGCCUUGUCAAGAGCGACAAAGAGACUGCGGCCCUCAGGGCCAAGGUCGCGACACUCAACACCUCUGUCGACAAGCAAGGGGGCGGGACCUGCGUCCACGAGGCCGAGUGGGCGGCCCUGCGCAGCCGCGCCAACCCUUCUCCACGCCAGAACAACGAGCUGAACGGCCUGCACAGCGACGCCGACCAGUCCGCGCACGACGCCGAGUUCCAGUCCGCGCGGGGUGAGGCACGGAUUGAGUCCGUCCAUGAGGACGACGACAUCCCCUUCAUGCGCCUCGACGACAACGGUAACGGCAAUGCCGAGCUCCAGGGUUAG